Ixodes scapularis (black-legged tick) is the source of this 3641-nucleotide messenger RNA. RefSeq lists its product as uncharacterized. Gene Ontology annotation, molecular function: Toll binding; growth factor activity. Gene Ontology annotation, biological process: central nervous system formation; regulation of Toll signaling pathway; innate immune response. Lineage: Eukaryota; Metazoa; Arthropoda; Arachnida; Ixodida; Ixodidae. Gene Ontology annotation, cellular component: extracellular region. The record is from RefSeq and is a predicted model, not a curated record. Bases 187 to 1200 code for a protein of 337 amino acids. The transcript is spliced from 5 exons.
UCGGUGCCGACCGCGCCGUCGGCAGACAGUGUCGUUCGGGUCGAGCGUGAUGGAGGGGUUGCGGCGUCGGGAAGCUGCCUCCGCGGCCCACUUGCUGGCAGCGCCCGAGAUUCGCUACUGACCGCCGACGCAGACCGACGAGGAGCGCGCGUCUGCCGGAAGGCCACGGUCUCCAGAGCCAGGAGGAUGCCGCGGUACCAGGACCUCCGGAGAGCCUCACCUGCCAGCCUCUCCGCGGUGGGGUGGUGCCAGCGGAGCCCAGCCCGGCUGGUGUGCUCGGCCCUGUGCCUGGUGUGGUGCGCCCAGGUGGGCGUCACGUCCUGCUCCCUGGGUCCCGUUUGGAGUGCCGUGUCCAGCUCGAGCUACUACAUCGCGGACGUGAGCCCGCCGCCAAGGCCGGGCAGGGGCUUCGUGCCGCCCACGCCGCCCUACUGCCCCGAAACAGGGCGCACCAUCUGCGCUGACGUCGACGAUUACCCCACGGACUACAUUUAUCACGUCCUGGUGGCAAGCAAGUCGAAGCACUUCAACUUCUCCACGCUGUUCGUGGACGAGCGCCUAGGUGACUCCGAGCCAAACCGGGCCCUGCUGCCGGACCAGCCGCGCACGGACAGCUACCUGGUGUACCAGACGGCCGUGCACUAUAACUACCAGCUGCCCCGGCACCAGCAGCACCACCACCAGAACCAGCAGCGUCACCAGCAACUGCAGCGGCAGCAUCAGCACCAUCAGCAGCAGCACCAGGAGCAUCACUUACAACAGCAUCAUCAGCGCCAGCUUCAGAAUGACAACGAUGACUGGGGUGACGAGCCGACCAUUCUGCCACCCGCCUUCGUCUAUCACAAAAGGGACCUGGUAAAGCGAGCCCCCGAGGUCGACCCGGCGUGUCUGGUGCGUACCAUGUUCGUGUCCCCCAAGGCAGGCCUCAACGACCGCUCCGAGUGGAAGUACGUCGUCAACGUCCAGGAGAGGGACUCCAGGGCCAAGCAGGUCAUCCGCGUAGACGUCUGCAGGUCUCCUGACAGAUCGUGCUCGAGCGUCAUCAGUCUGCCCUUCGGAUACAUGAGCCGUUGUCGACAAAAGUAUCUCAAGAAGAAGCUCCUCUCCCUGGACUCGGACGGCGAAGGGACGUCAGAAGACAACUUCUUCGUGCCUUCUUGUUGCGUCUGCGAACUGGUCAGGGACGUCAGCAAGAAGUAGAUGGGGCCUUCCUCCCUCCAAGAUAAGAAGCGACGGAUUAUCGACGACCCAGCAUUUCUUCAACAGUGUUGUGAUCUAUGAACACUGUGGCAUGUUGGGCUUAGUAUUAGGCUGACUGCGGAAGGACAGCACUUCUGCUGCCAAGCCGGUGGGUGACAGUCGGACAUCACGUUUUUUGGGGGGUUUUUUUCGAGAUCACCGAGACCCCUUUACCGGUUGGUGAUGCUUGAUUGUGAAGAAUCGAUUUCUCUACGAAAAACACCGAGUUCAAGAUAAAUAUGGACAGAAGUAUAUUCUCGUAGAUUAGUGAAGCGACGUAUUCCAGUAUAAUACGCAUCUUUGCUUUAUGGUUGCCUGAAGAAGGAAAGGCUUGCUGUGACGUUCAGAUGUUUCCGAUCUCGGCUGCUGGAUACUGCAUGAGUACUGCGUUCUUCAAGGCUACGUGAUCUCUCCUCACCCUCGAAGUGCGAGCUUAUGCGCUAUUCUUUCAAGCUCUCACAGUCCCUGUUUUUUCGUACUUGUUUAAGUUUUUUUUUUACAUCUCCGUUUAUAAUUUUAGGGCUCAUAUUGAACUCCUACAAUAUGAAUAUGGCGAAAAUACAGUCUGCACCAGGAACAAGAACACCGUGAUCAAUAUUGUUUUCUCGCUUGUACCAGUAUACUCCAGAGAGCGACUUUUCUAUGUGUGGUAUUAUCCGGCGGCCAUAGUUGAGCCCGUUGUUAUUGUGCCUAGAGUCACUAAAUGAGGUACGCUUAGAGUAUUGACACGCCGUUCCCCGAUCUGCUAGUGGGCGCCUUCAUCUUGGUGCUUGGUGCACAGCAAACGCAACUGUCGAUAUUGUUUUGCUCUGUCCAGGUGAUAUUGUUUUGCUCUGUCGCGAAAUGUUUGAACAUUUCGAGAGGACGGAAAAGCGUUUCUUACGAUUUAAGACAAAGCUUCAGAUAACUGGCAGCCAUGUUUUAAAGCACCAAGAUGGCUGAAGUGUCGUUAAAGUGAAGCAUAGCUUAGUUAAUGGCUCUAACUGCGCCCAUUGUGCCGACGCAUGCCUCCACAACGCUUUCGCAAGAUCCAUCCAACACCACUAAGUGUUUCUUUCUUUUUUUUUCUUUGGUUAUUACAUGAAAGCGCGUUCUUAGCAUGCGCGAGAAAACAACCAAUAUAUACUCCGUUUCACAAAUGUCUGCAAUAAAGACAAAGGCCCAGGCGCGACUAGUACACAGGGCGAUACUUUACAAAGCUACGCACUUGUGCCCACGCUUUUGUUUGCAUUGCAAAUGUUUGUGAGAUGGAGUAUAGUUUCAUAAUUCCGUAAAAUUUCUUGAAAAAGAAUUCCGAGGGCAUCUAAGUACUUACGAGUUGUGAAUGCGAAAGCAUGAAUGUCGUUCUUCGCACCGCGGUCGCUUCUGAUCCCCUCGGUGUCACCGCCAUUUCUGCUCCUUGGAACGCUGCGCGCCAGCAAACGGGAGCUUAUGCACCAAUUCGCUGCUACAAACUACAAGCUUCGCUCUAUGGGACAGGGGAACUUGGGUGCCGUCUGGCGCGGCUUCAAAAGCUGUAAACGCCAGUUCGCUCAUAAAACAGUUAAUGACUUCGCAUUUAAAAAAAAUCUAAAAAAUAAACCACGCGUGGGUAUUUUUACGAAGUCGUAUCUGAUAUUGGUGCGGCAAGUGUCCCGGUUUUUUGAAAAUUGCAUAAAAUGGUUUUCACAAGUUUCGAAUUUUGUCGGAUCUUCGGUUGAUUUUUGGCAGAUGUGUUCCCAUCUUAAUAGCGCCGAGAUGUUUCGGUGGCGCCCUCUUAUAGAUUCUGUUCUUGGCGUCACGACCAGGAUUUGCCUCGCCAUGAUGUCACGAGUUGUAUUCCUGGCUCUACUUACCAUCAGUUGCCAACUACAACUUCGAGGGUGUGUCUAAAAAGCACGAAGAAGCUUGGAGUCCUCGGAUUUGUAAACCAACACUCUUGAAGUUGACAGUCUGACAUUGUUCUUAUUUCCGUUGAUGACAGCAAAAUUAAUCCAAAUCAAGACGUCAUGGUGAGCGUUGGGCCAAUCGCGAAUGCCGAUCAUAGCAACGCGUUUGGUCGCGCAUGUCGCGAAUAGGCUGGAACCCAUUUACGAAAAACCGAAAAGAAAUAAACUACUUCCAUAAAUCCGUCCCCGCGCGCGUUGCAUUCUGGAAUCCUGUGGGCCUGGAGCGGAGCGUGUAUGAAUUUUUUUUUUUCUUCCCACUGAUUCCCAGAAUGCAACGCGUCAUUACGCCGCGAUGAGGCGCUUCAAUAUUUGGAGUAAAGUCUAUUGCACGAAGUUGGGAACACACACCUUGGUAUGCAUUCGAAUACCAAGAUGUUUAACCCAACCACGCGGUGCAUUUAGCGUACAAAAAUCGCGAACACGCAUUUCACGAGCCCAUUUUUGCAAAUUACGUUAAAAAUACCAUUAAAAAAA